This is a messenger RNA of Aspergillus luchuensis, 315 nucleotides long. RefSeq lists its product as uncharacterized. Lineage: Eukaryota; Fungi; Ascomycota; Eurotiomycetes; Eurotiales; Aspergillaceae. The transcript has a single exon. The record is from RefSeq and is a predicted model, not a curated record. Bases 1 to 315 code for a protein of 104 amino acids.
AUGACUGGAUAUCAAGCAACACCACUAGAGCAGUUGGACUGGCUUAUCACAGUGGGGAAAGUCGCGAUACGCCGGGGCAAAGGCCAUGGAGGUUCCCGUGCUGUCACUCCAGAUGCACGGCCUGUCACCCGUGGAGCGAAUGAGGAGAGUCAAUCAGCCGGUCUGGCUUCUUCUUCCCGGCGCCAACUGUUGAUCGUCUCGGGGCCCAGCCAACCACAGGUGUUGCAGAACCGCCGGCCAUCAACGCCCGCGAGAGUCAACAGCAGGAUUUCUGCUGCAGGUUCCGAGCAGCUCCAAAAGAAGAAAAAGCCAUGA